AUGUGCUCCCAGAACAUUGGAUGGGCACAGUUCUGUGCGUUGGAGCAGCCCACUGCAGCCCACCAAGACCGCUCGGAAUCCUUGCAGAAUGUAUUUCCACAAGUGGUGAUUUCCCAACCAGUCUUCCACUGGAAAUGCAACGUCCGCUCAUACAAUGCAGGCUUCUGGAAAGUCCGUUCAGGCGUAAUAUUUGCAACUUGGGAAUUGAAUGCGGGCAGCAAGGGUCUCAAUAUUGAUUCUCCCUGCGAAAUGGGUCGUCUUCUGCUGCAAACUCGUGCGGGUCAUCCCGCUCCUGCCCAAAAAUACUACCCGAGCCUUCUCUUUAAUUUAUUUUGUAGCAUCAACUCUAUCAAGCAAGCCCCAAGAGAUCCUUUAAAAAAGGUAAUUUCUAACACCGCGUUGUUAAAUUCGGAUCCGGUCGAGCAACGGCCACUACCACACUCUCCAAUGGCCAAUGGCCUAUGGCCUGGUAGGCGGGAAAAAUUAUUUUCCUUGCCGGUGUCGUCUGAGGCGAAGCCGGGGAAAUGGAAACACGUAGGGCUCCCAGGGCUCUAUCAAGACCAAUGUUUCACGACACCUCCAACCACUACCCUGGUUUUCGAUAAUGCUCCUGUGGCACGGAAGUCUAGCAAAGGCCUCCAGGCGGAGAAUCAGGUCAUCUUGGCACGGAUCCUGCCUGCGCAAGGAUAUGGUAUUGCCGUGCAAAUAUCACACGUCUUUGUCGUGAUCGGUUUGACCUUCUUUCGGGAUCCAUAUUUUGCCUGUCUGCAAUUUGCUCAUUUCUAA
Messenger RNA from Lindgomyces ingoldianus, 786 nucleotides. RefSeq lists its product as uncharacterized. NCBI's taxonomy places the organism in Eukaryota, Fungi, Ascomycota, Dothideomycetes, Pleosporales, Lindgomycetaceae. The transcript has 6 exons. The record is from RefSeq and is a predicted model, not a curated record. Bases 1 to 786 code for a protein of 261 amino acids.